Messenger RNA from Macroventuria anomochaeta, 1756 nucleotides. Its product is annotated as chromate ion transporter-like protein. The transcript has 4 exons. The record is from RefSeq and is a predicted model, not a curated record. NCBI's taxonomy places the organism in Eukaryota, Fungi, Ascomycota, Dothideomycetes, Pleosporales, Didymellaceae. Bases 134 to 1744 code for a protein of 536 amino acids. Gene Ontology annotation, biological process: chromate transport. Gene Ontology annotation, molecular function: chromate transmembrane transporter activity.
GCGACAUAUUGGCGCACUAUGAUUGGCUUUCGAAAUCGAAAAGCCAGAGAUUCAUGAGCGCCCUGUAUCGCUCCGAGAUGCCAAUGAUGUUCAACGAGCAAUUCUUGUCUUUCCUCGAGCAUCACGAACUUUGAUGAUGUCGCUCCACUCGAUUAUCAGCUCAUGGAGCGCGAGGGCACGCACACAGCUUAGCGUCUCACUUCCAGCCAACACCGGCACGCCAGGAGGGCGUCUAACAGAGGUCUUCAUCAGGAUGUGGGAUCUUGGCUUCACGGCGUUCGGUGGGCCACCUGUACAUUUCCAGAUUCUUCAUCGACGUUUCGUUGAAGGUUUGAAUUUUGGUGGGGGUAGCAAAUGGAUUGAUGAACAGACGUACCAAGAGAUCUUCGCCAUUUGCCAGGCUUUGCCCGGGCCAGCCUCUACUAAAAUGCUCUUCACGAUUGCAAUGAUACAUGCUGGCCUUGUCUCAGCCGUGUUUGCCUUCCUACUAUGGAGCUUACCAGGCGCCAUUGGGAUGUACGGUCUGUCUCUCGGCGUGCAAAGGAUGCCGGAUCAACUACCGCCAAUCGUGUACGCCUUAUUGAGUGGAAUGAACGCAAGUACAGUCGGCAUCAUCGGUCUGGCUGCUGUGCAGCUUGCGCAGAAAGCGAUCUCAGACCGUUUGACCAGAAUCCUGGUCAUCGCAGGAGCAUGCGCUGGCAUCUGCUAUAACGCUCUAUGGUAUUUUCCCGUCUUGAUGGCUGUGGGCGGCGUAGUUACCGUAGUUUGGGAUGUCUGGCUUGCGCAGAAGGUGGGCAAGAUCAAAGCUAAGUGGGAAAGCAAGAGGAGGAGAACCAGGAACGAAGCAGGAGAUGCUGAGGACACAAACGCUACGCAAGACAUUCAACCUGUUCAGGAGCUGGAAAUCCGGCAGCCGGAAGCUGCGAAAAGACGGGCACAUGCUGGUACUUCCACAGAGCGCAUCAUCCCAGGUAGAGGAGAAUCAGGCUUGAGCCGAGCCGACAGCCAGCGAAACACAGAACCUGAUACAAGGACGAUUCCUGCACCAGUAGCUGAUGUCAAAGCUCACAACAUCUCUAUCAAGCUCGGCGUCUCAUUGAUCGCAGGCUUUUUUGCAUCCUUUCUCGUAGUGAUGGUCAUACGUGGUACUGUUGCCAACCGGGCACUAAGUUUCGACCUCUUCUCCAACAUGUACCUGGCUGGCACGAUCAUCUUCGGAGGCGGACCUGUCGUAAUUCCUCUUCUGCGCUCAUACGUGGUAGAUCCAGGCUGGGUCUCACCACGAGACUUUCUUCUCGGCCUUGCCAUCAUUCAGGCGUUUCCCGGACCUAAUUUCAACUUCUCCGUAUAUCUUGGAGCGCUAGCCCUCACAUCAACCAGCACACCAACCAUUUUUGGGGGCCUACUUUCGUUCCUUGCGAUAUUCUUCCCUGGCUUGAUUCUGACUGUCGGCGUACAAUCGAUCUGGCAGGUCAUAAGAACCAAAGCAUGGGUGCUGAGUUUAUUGAGAGGAAUCAAUGCGACAGCAGUAGGGCUGGUUUUUACUGCAGUCUACCGACUUUGGGAGAUUGGCUACCUCACGCCGGAAAGCAGUGAUGGCACGAGUCUUGCUAGAGAGCCGUGGUGGGUUGUCGUUGCGACACUGACUUAUGCGGAGACCGCCUGGUUCGGUGUGCCGCCCGCUGCGGCCAUCAUAUUUGGAGCUGUCUUGGGUUUGGGAUGGUAUGGCGCAGUGGGGCAGUAAUUUGUCCUGGGC